This is a messenger RNA of Epinephelus moara (kelp grouper), 951 nucleotides long. Its product is annotated as leukotriene B4 receptor 1-like. The record is from RefSeq and is a predicted model, not a curated record. The transcript is spliced from 2 exons. Gene Ontology annotation, cellular component: membrane. The coding region runs from base 1 to 951 and encodes 316 amino acids. Gene Ontology annotation, biological process: G protein-coupled receptor signaling pathway; immune response. NCBI's taxonomy places the organism in Eukaryota, Metazoa, Chordata, Actinopteri, Perciformes, Serranidae. Gene Ontology annotation, molecular function: G protein-coupled receptor activity.
AUGGGAGUGCACAACGUUCAGCUUCUCUGUCAGCAAGUUUGCAGCAUGGAACAACUCAACUCCUCUGUGGUCACUUCUAAUAUCUCCUCUCCUGGACAUCCACCUCUUGCCUCCUGGGACUCCAGAGGUCUGGUCCCUGCGGUGGUGCUGUCUGUCUGCUUCCUGCUGGGAGUUCCUGGAAACAUCGCUGUGAUCAUCCUCAGACCAAACUGGGAGAACAUGUCCAGUCUGAGCCAGAUUCUGAUGCUGAAUUUGGCCAUAUCAGACCUGCUCUGCCUGAUCACUCUGCCUCUGUGGAUUUACACUCUAGUGUAUGGCUGGAAACUUGGCCUGGUGGCCUGUAAGCUCCUGACCUAUCUUGUGUUGUGCAGCAUUUAUAGUAGCAUGCUGACUGUGACUGUGCUAAGUGUCCAGCGCUACCUCCAGGUGGUGCGCCUACAGAAGUUCUUAGAUCAGCGAGGAAGGAGGAGGCUGCUGGUUCUGCUCUGGCUGGUUGCAAUGAUCCUGUCUAUCUCUCGUUUAGUGGUUCGGCAGCUGACCACAAGUCAGCACUGGACAAACUGCAAUUAUGGCUUCUCUUCUGAGGCCCAGCAGGUGGCCGUGCAGCUGACAGAGACCCUGAUAGGAUUUAUUUCAAUUUCUGUUGUGGCAUUUUCAUACAUUGGCCUUUACAGAACAGUGGACCAGGCAGCUUUCUUCAACAACCCACAGACGACCCGGCUGGUCACAAGUAUCACUGUGACCUUUUUUGUCUUUUGGAUGCCAUAUCAUAUCAUAAAUGUGCUCGGUGUGGCAAGUGUUUUACUCAAAAUUGAGAGCCUGAUGAAGUUUUUUGUGGACAGCAGGGGCAUUGCUGCAGCACUGACAUUUGUGAAUAGCUGCCUGAAUCCACUCCUUUAUGCGUUUGCUUCUAGAAAAAUGUGCACAGUGUGCCAACAAAGGGAACAUUAA